GCAGGAGCUCUGAGGAAGCGCGUGCUGCUGACACACUCUCGUCUCAUCUGAUCUCCGGUCAGAAUGCAGCCGACUCACGCGCUCUCUGCGGAUGCUUCGGGGAAAAGUUGCAAGAAGAUGAAGGUGGAAAAUAUGAAGAAUGAGAAGUUGCAAUGCGUCUCUGAAUAUGACAGAGAUGCACCGACAACAACUUCCAUCGACACACAGGAUCAGCGAAAAGACAAGAGGAAAAAAAGCGUCAAGUCAAGAAGGCCUGCAAGCAGAGAAUGUGAAGCUGCGAGAGAAGUUCGAGUCGAUCUUCAAGGAUCUGACCUGUGGAAGAGUUUUCAUGAGAUCGGCACAGAGAUGAUCAUCACCAAAGCUGGAAGGAGAAUGUUCCCCUCUGUCCGAGUCAAGGUGCACAAUCUGGAUCCCGUCCAGCAAUACUCCAUUGCCAUGGACAUCAUGCCUGUGGACUCAAUGAGAUACAGGUAUGUGUACCACAGCUCUCAGUGGAUGGUGGCUGGAAACACGGAUCAUUCGUGUGUCCCUCCUCAUCUGUACGUCCACCCGGACUCGCCGUGUUCGGGAGAGACCUGGAUGAGACAGGUGAUCAGCUUUGAUCGUGUCAAACUCACCAACAAUGAGAUGGAUGACAAAGGCCAUAUAAUCCUGAAGUCCAUGCACAAGUACAGGCCACGCAUACACGUUAUUCUGCAUAGUCCUCUUGAACGCCUGUCACAGACUCUCGUGUCACUGCCGGCGGAUGACGUCUACACCACCUCCUUCCCUGAGACUCAGUUCACCACUGUCACAGCAUACCAGAACCAACAGAUAACAAAACUGAAGAUCGACAGGAAUCCUUUUGCCAAGGGCUUCAGGGAACGAAAUGGAGGCGUGUUGGAUGGGAUGCUGGAGUCGUACUCGUGGCACAGUCCCUUUAACCUCGAUUUCAAAUCUUUUGCUACGGAGCUACAAGGCAGAUGUUAUGGACCUCCGGCAAGUUUCGGUAUCACCUCAUCAGUGCCAUCCUUCUUGCCCAGCUCCUUCUCUCCAGCAGCCCUUCCCAUCACAUUCACAAGCCCUCAAUGCUGCAACAUACUCCCUUCAAACAGUUUUCUCACAUACAGAGCGUACUGCAGCAUUUGCCUGAGCAAACUCAGUAGUUGCACUGCUCUGCGACCCGUGUUAGAUCUGCCCUUCAUGACGGCUCUGCAGGUAAAGAAAGGAGACAGCUGUAGGAGUCGCUGGCUCCAGGAUUCUACCACCAGAAGUACUUCUGAGCAUCCGGUCCACAGCAUUUCAGCUGGAUGGGACUCUGGAGACUAUCAAGCUCAGAAAGACAACAGAGAGCCAGCCUUUGUGUCAUCCUACAACUACAGUUUCCCCUUGAGCCAUCACUUCCCCUUGAGCAUGUUUACCAAAUGCCCAUGAUCUGCUCUAUCAGUUUCUGCCCCGACACCAAACAUGUCAAAACAGGAACUCUAGUGCUCCAAUACAGCAUGAUCUCAUGAGCACACCUACAUUUACUUACGUUUACACAGACGCUAAACUAUAAA
Molecule: messenger RNA, 1538 nt
Organism: Labeo rohita (rohu)
Lineage: Eukaryota; Metazoa; Chordata; Actinopteri; Cypriniformes; Cyprinidae
Gene: tbx22
Product: T-box transcription factor 22
Exons: 8
Coding region: 64-1413 (449 amino acids)
Biological process (GO): regulation of transcription by RNA polymerase II; cell fate specification; heart looping
Cellular component (GO): nucleus
Molecular function (GO): DNA-binding transcription factor activity, RNA polymerase II-specific; RNA polymerase II cis-regulatory region sequence-specific DNA binding
Source: RefSeq, a predicted model, not a curated record